AUGUCUCAGUCAGGCAAUAUCCUGCACCUGUAUGUGGAGGUGAGGUCUGUCCCGGAGGAAGAGAAGGAGUUUGGGGGUGGUGUGGAGGGUAUUCACCCACUAGUGCUCCAAGGGCCUGACAUCCUACCUCAGUCCCAGCACACGCCCAGCCACUCCACCUGUACCUGCACCUCCACCCCCAGCCCAGCCUCCAUGUCCCCAGGGGGGGUGCAUAAAAUUGGGGGCAGCAGUCCCAGCCUCACCCCCUCCAAGUCCUCCUCCAGACACUCUGUCAAUUUCCAGCUGGACCUACCGGACAACUCAGGGCCACCCAUCCACCACAGGCAAAGUCUGGGGAUUGGUCAACUGCUCUCCACUCUCCAGCCUGCACCCAAUGGGCCACAGUAUGGAACUCUGGUGCGUGCCCGCUCCUCAGACAUUGAGCACUACCACGGGAGGGUGCCCCUAUCCCCUGCCUCCUCUGGGAGAUUAACUGCCCCCUCCACUCCAACCAGUGGGUGCAGGUCCUACGAUGGCUCUGGUGUGGGGGAUGGGGGCAAGCGCUCUGUGGUCAGCUUUAGCUACGUAGAGAAAGCCAGCAUUAAGUCUGUGGACAGCCCCCGCAGUGCUUUGUGCCAAAGUAUACCUGAGAACCCCUUCAGUAUAGGCAUGGAGGAGAGGUAUCUGCCUGCCCACCUCAGGAAGAGGCUUAGUGACCCUGUGUGGUCGGACAGCUGGCAGCCCUCCGGUAGCUCCAGCCCCAAACUGUCCCCCAGGGGCUCCCCCUGUCUCCGCAGGGCCACUCUGGACACUGUAGCCAGAGAAGCCACCUACAGGGCCAUGGAGGAAUUUGGCACCCCAGAACUGAGGCGCAGACUGGCAGCCUACAGGCCAGACCAGAGCCCCAGCUUGCCCCGGCACUACCAGCAGCAGCCCCGCUGCAAGUCCUGGGGUGGGUCCCCGGUCCUGCCUCAGGGUGCCAAAACGCUGCCCGUCAAUGCACACCUCAUAGACCCAGACAGGAACCCUGGUUUAAAUGGCCUCCCCAGAAGCCCAGCUUCUGACCAGCUCUUCGUUCAAGCCAGGCAGUCUUACUACAAAUACACCAUGUCCCCCUCGAGUGUUCGCCACCACCAUGGUGUCCAUAACAACAGGCUGGACCUGGGGGAUGAGAGCCCCAGGUUGUCCUCCAAGUUUGGGGAUGAGAGCCCCAGGUUGUCCUCCAAGUUUGGGGAUGAGAGCCCCAGAUUGUCCUCCAAGUUCCACCUGCCUUUACCUACAGGGAGGCCCACUGCAAUCCAGCAUGACAUACCAUCAAGCAUGAUUACCAGCACCUCAGCCUCUUGCAAUCAGAGGACUAGCAGUCACACCAGCAGCCACACUCCUAGCGAUAGCCCCUGCUUACCCAACAAGGUCAACUCCAAACAGACAGGUCAGUCAAAUGGUAGCAAGCUGGGAGAGGGAUUGAACCAGACCAGUGGCAGGAGAAGUAUCUCCCAGGCCACUAGCCCUGACAUGGCCUGUAAGCUGGCAGAGGAGGCUACCAAGCUUCCCACCAUCCUCAUGGACAGGAGGACUCCCUCCCCCACCCCGUUCCAGGCUGACUCGGCCAGGUCAGAGAGCCCCAGGCCUGGCUACCUCUCUAGGGAGUCUCAACCCUAUGCCACCCUCCAGGGCACGGGUUCUCCAGCGCAGCACCACCCUGAAGCUAACAGUAACACCCACCUCCAGGACCACAGGUGGACAGACAAGGAGUCUCCUAGUGCUGGACGCCACUCCAGAGAGUCCAGACCAGGCCAAGGCUUGGGGCAAGCCUCUCCACUCCUACAGCAGAAGGGCAUCUCCUCCCCAGCCAUGCCAGUUAAGCUGCACCUAGUGGUGGAUUCCCACACCCCUAUUGUAGACCCUCGGCUGCAGAGAGCUGAGCUGCUGGCGAAAGACGGCCCCACCCUGCACCGCCACCAGCCCCCACAGUACAUGGGAGACCGGGGCUCCCCCGGCCUGUAUAGGAGACAGUACGACACCCUCUUUGACAGAGGGGGUCCGAGGGACAGCCCGGAGAGCAGCAGGCGCCUGGUUAUAGGCCUUGACGUGGAGCCACCAGACAGCUGGACCUCCAGGAUGCAGCAGUGGAGGGAGAAUGUGUCCGUUGCGGACAAAGAGGAGUCCAAUAGGGAGGAUCAGACUGCUGAUGGUGAUGGAGUGUGUGUGGUGACCAAGGAAGAGCUGCAACAGAGGAGGGAUGAUGCAGCUGUGUUGGGGUAUCAGAGGGAUAAACAUGGGGUAAACAGGGGGGAGACCCAGGACCAUAGCGAACUGCUGGGGUCUUCCCAAAGCUCCAGUGGAGUGACAGGCAGUCUGGGGGAAAGCAGUCAGCCAGAGAGGUACUGUCUGUCUCCAGAGACAUCCAGCCAGUCCAGCCAGAAGAGCAAUGACACUGAAGACACUGCUUCUGGGAUGCAGGUGGGUGAGCGAGAGUGUGUGUGUGUAAGAGAGACUGUGUAAGAGAGAAGUGUGCAUUAUCCCUUAUCAUAUACUCAAUCAUUCUCACUGUCUUUCAUCAGUCGGACAGCCGUUCCUCUGUGCUGGGCCCGUCCUUGCACUCUCAGAGGAUUGCCCAUGCCAAAUGGGAGUUCCUGUUCGGACAGCCCACAGAGGACUGCCAUGAUUCUAAAGGUGGGCGGUCCUGUCCUGAAAGAGCUCUAAUCACUGUCUUACUCCUCCUCCUCCUCUAGUUCAGACUUCCUAGUUCGUCAGCCCCUUCUCAUGAGCAAGCAGCUAGCUACACAAUACUCCUGUAAUCCAAUUAGCUUUGGCUAGAUUUGGCUUUAGAGCCAUCAUGGCCUGGCAUUAGCUCUGUCCUUUUUUAACUCUGACUGACUCGCAUCCUUCUCUUGCAACACAAACACUUUCUUUGUUCACCCAAAAGGUUACAGCACUUUAUUGAUAGUUUAGAGCAGGGGUAGGUAACUAGAUUUAGCCGGGGGACGUUUUGGUCGGGGGGUGGGAACAUCUUUAUAAUAAUUUGUACUCUGCAAAUUGACCACAACUAAGACCAAAAAGAGAUUGUAUUUUCAAAUACAAUCAUUUCAUACCUUGAUUACAUUGAGACACGAUCACAUAUCUCUUUUUUUAUUUGUGGGAAUACUUGGGAACCGAUUUCUUAAAUUAAACUUGACCAAAAACGGGGGGGGGGGGGGCACAAAUGAUCACUCACUGGUCAGUUUUAGCCCCUCAGGCUGCCUGUCGCCGACCCCUGGUUCAGAGUCUAGACAUCUCAGCAUCACACAUGGCUAAUGUCUUUCAUUUAAUGUGUACUUUCCUGUUAACGAAAUGUAGACCUUAGAGAAUCUGUCCCCUUGUGUUUGACUACAUUUUCCUUAUCCCUUCUCUGCAUCUCACACUCAUUUUCCAUCAGUCACUAUUGUAUUACAGUAUUCAUUACAGACAGUGUGUUAUAGGCCCCAAAACCGUGAAUGUCUUCACAAUAAACUGUACCGUCAUAAUAACAAUCUAUACAUUUAGAAGAGGUCAUUUUAUUACAUUUUCAUGGUCUUUAGAACAGGUCAUUUUACUUAGUGCUACAAAAACAUUCAGGGCUCUAUUUGAACAAACCUAACGCAAUGGUAAAUCUUAGCGCUGGCGGUAGUAUUAUAGGUUUGGGGGUGUCAUAAAUAUUUUUGCUAUUUUCACAACUGGAGUUAUGGGCACAGUAGCUGGCGGUGGCGCGAAAGGGCUGGGUUUUGAUGAAUAAACAAGUUCUGGGUGUGUCGAGGCUUGGUGUCUCACUGGCCAAUCAGAAUGUGCUCCAUGGCUAAAUAUGUGGUUGCUUCAAGUUGUAUAUUUAUGGUCUCUUAUGUAUUGCCUUGUCAUCAACUCAUUUACAUUUACGUAAUUUAGCAGACGCUCUUAUCCAGAGCGACUUACAAAUUGGUGCAUUCACCUUAUAGCCAGUGGGAGACUGUGUAUAACUCCAAUUCAAAUGUUACUCCAUUAUAGCCUAGUUCGUUAAAUAGCGUGCCCCAUAUUUGCUAAAUAUGUUGAACAUGUUGGCAGUACACAUUGUUCUAAUUGCGUUGCUUCAAUAUGGAAAUACAUUGCUAAACAUAGGCUAUAGCAUUAACACUGAUAUAGGGGCUAGGCCUACUGUAAAUUGCAAUUUGUACAUGGACAUGCCAAGCGGUGUCGAUAAGUAAGAUUGAAUUCACUAGGCUAUUUAUAAGGCCUAAAAAGACAGUGUAUAAUUAUAAUCAAAUUCUAAUAAAAACAAAUCAACAACUUGUUUUAAAUAGGCUAUGUCUAUAUACAGUUACAGGCACCAUAAUUGCUCCCCAUGGGUGUAUAAUACAGACAAGGCAACUUAGACUAUGGAGAGUUUUACGCACAUCCAAACUUUUCACAGGAGCUGGAUAAAGAUCCAAUAUAAAGAGAAAGGGGCAAUGUCCAUUCACUGUUAUACUGAUCAAAAAUGUAAUGUUUUAUAAACAUAAUGGAACCAUCUUAUAGAUCAUAUUUGCAGACGAAAUCUCAUUACAUUCGAGCCAUGUACGUUCUCACCAUAAACCCGUGGACGGUGAACCUUUCUAGUAAGUUAGUUUUUCUUUUAAUUUGAAACCCAACAACAAUAUUUCUAAAUAGGAUUGGGUCAGAAGCAUGAUAUCAUAAAUCACUUCUUCUCAAUACAUGUCACUGUGUGCACACGUAGGUCUAAAUGUCUUUACACAUAACAUUCGCACGUCUAUACAAUUGACAGGAGCCUAGUAUUUUGUAUCAUUGCCUAUGUGCGAGGCACUUUUGAUUUUUUUUUUUUAUCCACUGUUGAUAUGGCAUUAUAGGAGGACUUAAUAAUUUGGAGGAGCAUGUAUUUGGUAAUCGGACGAGGUGAGCCCUUUGAAAAUGGGGAUGGAUAGCUUACUUGAAAAAGUUAAAGACCAUUUAAAAUCUCUUUAUUCAUAUGCUACGUUUGGCUAAUGGCCAGGAGAAAAAGAUGCACCUAUGCAAUACUGCUAAAUCAGCCUUUAUUAAGGGGAGGGUAGGCUAUGCUUGGUUUUUAAUCGAAAUGGGGGGGAAACCAAUCGGUUUCGAAAUACAAGAUUCACUGGCACAAAACACAUUUCUCUCCUUCCAUGGGCACUGUGCGUCAUGGCUGGUUUUUAAGGACACACCUUAAAUAUUGCCACCCCUCCCACUUCAGCGCAAGCGAGCUGAUGUUAAACAGGUAAAUUGCCGAACCUGGCUUUAGUGCUAGAAAAGGUCAUUGCGCCAGUUUUUACAUGACAAAAUUGCAAAUUAACAUGCAUUUGACACUUGUGCCUCCUUGGCACCAGCUGAAAAUAGAGCCCUGAAUGUUAUUACCAUAGUCAGUCCUCUCAAUACACAGUACCAUCAUAAUGGAAUACAAUCUAUAAAUUGACUUCUGGUCUUUAGAACAAGAAAUGUUUGACUAUUUGUGCAUGGUUUUUAGAACAUGGCAUUUGACUAAAACACUUUUACAUCCUCUGUCUUUUUCGAUAUCCCAGACUCCUCUACAGCCCCCCCUAGGGGCACCUCCAGUGGGUCUCCCAAGCCCACCCCUCCCUCCUCCCUGCCCCUGAAGCCCACAAGUCACUGGAGGGGGCUGGACGAUGAGGGCCAGAGUUUAUCCUAUCACAACGUCCAACAGGUGGAGGUGGAGCUGGUGACUCCGCCCCCAGUCACUGUGGUUGGCAUCUCACCCAAGACGGGCAUCAUCCGGAAAACCAUCAAGUACUCUGAGACGGACUUAGAUGCGGUGCCCCUGAAAUGCUAUAGGGAAACAGACCUGGAUGAGGUAAUGUUAGCUGAGGCCCAGGCAGAGAGAGAGCGAGAACAGGAGGAGGUGGAAGUGGACUCUGCCUUUGGGAGUAACCGCAGUGUGCUGGGCACCUUGUCCUCCAGCGCCAGUACCAUAGUCCGCACUGACGGAGAGGUGGAGGAGCUGGAGGAGGAGGUGGUGAGCUGGGCCAGUGUGAGGAUGCAGGGGGAUAAGAAGAGACAGCAUGCCACCCAGGAGGAUAAUCAGAUACACAGUCUGCUGCUGAAGGGGUGAGACAUUCACUGAAGUUCAAACACACCAUACCUUGAAGGCAAUUAUAGAGAGAUGAGUUUAACACCUCAUACCUACAGUACCUGUACCUACCUCAUAUCUAAAAUACUUGUUACAAAUGUCUUAAAUUGUGUCUUCAUUGAAAAAAUGUACAGAUCUGUUGCACUUGUAGAAAAACCUUUACAUCCUUUUUUCCUGUAGUCGUCCCCUGGACAACAUAUCGGAUUCUCAGUCAGCCCUCAAGUCCCCCAUCUCAGUGAACAGCCCUCGCAGGACCUCUGCGGAUGGCCUGGACUCCUUCAGCCGCCACUUUGAGAGCAUCGUGGAGUCUCACCGGGCCAAGGGCACCUCCUACAGCAGCCUGGACAGCGUUGACCUCUUGACCUCCAGCGGCCCGCCCGUUUUCACCUUUGACCUUCCCACCCUCACCCCUGAGAUCCAGAGCCGGAUUUGUGAGAGUGCGCGUCACAUCAUCGAGCUGAGUUUUGCCCCCCUGGCCCAUCCAGAGCCUCCCAGUGUGUCUGUCGCCGUCCACUCUGAGAACACCCUGGCCCCCACAGGAGACGGGCUCAGCAGCUCAUCUGAGAAGGAUUCUACUUCAGGAGGGAAGUCCCGGUUGGAGAAAGACUCAUUGCAAACUAAGUCUAACUUAGACUUGCCUCUCAUUAGGUGAGUGACAAACAGUCCAACUGAAAGCAUGGACAUCUAAGGUGUACUUAAUUUAGACUGUUUUGUAUCAGCAACUUUGCUGUGUCCGUGCAGGAGAAAGUGGUCACACGCACGCACAAAAUCACAAUCCCUUCACCAACCUCUACAGGAUCAUUUAGCUGUGAUAUCUCUUGAAUGCAUUUUUGUGUUUGUUUACCAUUGUUAGAAAGAUGUGUGCUGGAGAUGGUGGUGUCAACACGUACAGUGAGCUCCAUAUUAUUAUAUAUUUUUUGGCUCUGUACUCCAGCCCUUUGGAUUUGAAAUGAUACAAUGACUAUUACUGUCAGCUUUAAUUUGAGGGUAUUUUCAUCCAUAUCGGGUGAACCGUUUAUAAAUUACAGCACUUUUUGUACAUAGUCCCCCCAUUUUAGGGGACCAAAAGUAUAUGGGACAAAUUCACUUAUAUGUGUAGUAAAAAGUUUAGUAUUUGGUUCCAUAUUCAUAACACGCAAUGACUACAUCAAGCUUUUGACUCUACAAAUUUGUUGGAUGCAUUUGCUGUUUGUUUUGGUUGUGUUUCAGAUUGUUUUGUGCCCAAUAUAAAUGAAUGGUAAGUAAUGUAUUCUGUCAUUUAGGAGUCACUUUUAUUGUAAAUAAGAAUAGAAUAUGUUUCUAAACACUUCUACAUUAAUGUGGAUGCUACCAUAAUUACGGGUAAUCCUGGAUGAAUCGUGAAUAAUGAUGAGGGAGAGAGUUACAGACACACAAAUAUCAUACCCCCAAGACAUUUACAUUACAUUUACAUUUUAGUCAUUUAGCAGACGCUCUUAUCCAGAGCGACUUACAGUUAGUGAAUAUAUAUAUAUAUUUUUUUAUACUGGCCCCCCGUGGGAAUCGAACCCGCAACCCUGGCGUUGCAAACGCCAUGCUCUAUCAACUGAGCUACAUCCCUGCCGGCCAUUCCCUCCCCUACCCUGGACGACGCUGGGCCAAUUGUGCGCCGCCCAUGAGUCUCCUGGUCGCGGCCGGCUGCGACAGAGCCUGGAUUCGAACCAGGAUCUCUAGUGACACAGUUAGCACUGCGAUGCAGUGCCUUAGACCACUGCGCCACUCAGGAGUUGACAUGCUAACUCAGGACAAGACAUGCUAACCUUUCCCUGUUAUUGUAAUGGUGAGAGUAUAGCUUGUCUUGGGAGUAGGAUAUUUAUCAUUCAUUUCUAUUGGGUACAAAAUAAUCUGAAACAUAACCAAAACAAACAGCAAAUGCAUCCAGCAAAUUUGUAGAGUCAAAAGCUUGAUGUAGUCAUUGCGUGCUAUGAAUAUGUGACCAAAUACUAAACUUUUGACUACUUUAACAAUUUUCCCCAAUACUUUUAGUCCCCUAAAAUGGGGGAACAAUGUACGAAACGUGCUGUAAAUUCUAAAUGGUUCACCCAAUAUGGAUUAAAAUACCCUCAAAUGAAAGCUGACAGUCUGCACUUCAACCUCAUAGUCAUUGUAUCAAUUCAAAUCCAAAGAGCUGGAGUACAGAGCCAAAACAACAACACAAUUGUUACUGUCUCAAUACUUUUGGAGCUCACUGUAUUUUGCUAUAUGAAGAUCCUAUUAUAAGAUAUAGUAUCCUAUUAUGCUGUUUCAUAAUGGUAAACCGCUUAAUGCUGCUUUGGUAAUACAGCUCUUUACUGCUCCUAGACGACCUACAAAAGCACUGUCACUAAAAUCUCAUGUGUUGUCCCUUGAAUGGUUGUUCCUAAUUACUUCGAUUGCAUUUGGAGUUUAGAGCCUAUAAUCUAAGCAUGUAUGACAUAUGUUUGGUCUGGUAUUUCCAAUAAUGACAGAUAGUGUCUGUUUUGCAUACAGCUGUUUUGAUCAGCAUCUGUCUGACCUGAUCAAAUUAACAUAUUAAGCAUGUAGAGAUGCUCCAGACUCGCCAAAGCUCAGAAGGCCUAAUGCUGGAGUGCAAAUAAGACUGAAUUGCCUUCUUCCCACAGUCUCUUUAACUGUGCCCUGCAUUUCACCAUCACACUUACCCCAGGGGAGUCGGAGCUGAGCUCCUCUGAGCGGGUCAUGAGUCCUAGGUGUCUCAAUUCUCAAGAGAUUAGAGAAAUGGUGAAAACCCCUCUAUGUCCAAUUCCUAUUAGAUUAGGAUAUCUCUCCUAAAUAUUUGUGUUUGAAAGGAGCUUCUGGGUAUCACUAAUUCUAACCUAGAGGGCGGCAGGGAGCCUAGCGGUUAAAAGCAUUGGGCCAGUAACCGAACGGUCGCUGGUUCGAAUCCCCGAGUCGACUAGGUGAACAAUCUGUCUGUGCCCUUGAGCAAGGCACUUAAUCCUAAUUGCUCCUGUAAAUCGCUCUAGAUAAGAGUGCUAAAUGAUGAAAAUGUAAAACGUUAUAUGCCUGUUGAACUCAACCGCAGAAAUGUAGUUGUACCACUAGAUGAGGCCAGAGAGCCAUUGUAUUUCUUUUGGAACGUUUAUCCAGAAAGUAGUUAAUACUAGUACAGUACUGUCUGUUACAUGGUAUAGGGUUGACUGUGUUGUGGUUUGAUGUCCUAUGAUUUGGGCUCAGCGGUAUGAUACCUCUCUGGUUAAGGUAUGGAUGUGGACUUGCAGAGUGGACCAUGAGAGGAACUUUUGAUUGGAUGCGGAAAAUCAUUCCUCCGUGGUUGGAAAUGAGUCAUGGUCUGAUUGUAUUUGUGUGCAUGAUGUUUUACUUCUUAAGUGGACAUGUGUAACGCAGAGUGGCUAAUAAGUUGGUGUUAUUUUCAUUCCAAGAUGUAGUAUCUCAGUCCCACCAACCCUGCCAAGAAUGAAGUUAUUAUAACUUAGUUUAUGGGACAAAUUCUAUUAAUAGAGGCCUGAGGAACAUCUGGGUACCCGGGUCCUAUUAGUGAAUGUUCAUUUACGCAUAAGUGUAUAUUAUAUAAAACAUAUGUUCCCAUAUGUGUAGGCUUACUCAUAUCCAGUGUAUCUUGCCAGCUAUUCAGUGAGUGAGCGUGUCCAUGUGUGUGUUGUGUUUAGUGUCACUGGUUUCACUUACAGUCAGUCAAACCCGUUCUGCCAUGCCACCUGGCUCCUUGGUUGCACCGCCUUUCCUGUCAGGCAGCCAAUCAGAUCUGUAGCUCAGCCAGCCAUACUUGGUAACCAUGGCAACUGUGUAUUAACUUCCUGGACCAUGUGAUUUCAGGGUUUUAAAAUAGAAAAGAGACCGUUGGGUGUGAGGUCGACCACUCUUUUGGACUAUUAAGUCACAGGAGGAUACAGUAUCAACAGCAGCGGGGCCACUGACACGGCUCCUUUUUAAGUCACACCAUGAACUCUCACGAUUUCCAAAGUAUUUUGAUCAAACUCCAAAAGGCAGUUUGAUUGAAUCAAAAGCUAAUUUAAAGAUGUGUUACAAAUUGACUUUGAGGAUAUCAAGUUCACUUCAGUUGGCUUUUGAUCCACAAGACAACAAGAGACCCAUUGUUCUACGGCCAGAUUUGUUGGACUGAGUGGUCUGGAAGGAGUCUUAUCUUUGGCUAGACUCUUUACCUUUUGUGCCAGAAGCCAUGUCAACAAUGAUUUUAAAAUAUGAAUUAGUAAAACCAUAAGGUCUGUUCUAUGGUAAAUAUGAAAUAUAUAUUAUUAGUAAAGGAAUAGAUCUGGUAUCAUCAGUCUGUGUGAUGUCAUUGUUGUAUGCUACUUUGAUUAUCUUUCAUUUCCGUUUGUUUGUUUGGCUUUCCUGCAACACUGACACACUGGAGUUUUACUGAAACUGUUCUGUGAUUUUAAAUCUGAUAGGCUACAUGUGUAUUUGUUUAGAGAGAGAGGAGCUCUCUCUAAACAGUAAGUAGGUUAGAAACAUAGAAAGUGGGAUCAGUGGGAGAGAGGGAAGGGGAGAGGAAGAGAAGAGAGAGGGGAAGGGAGGUGGGAUUGCAGCCAUGGAGAGAGGAAAUGCAUGCUUUCUCCAGCAAUAAAAAAUAGCCCAGCUGAUGAGCCAUCCACAGAGAGAGGCACACGACGGAUAAAGACAGAGCGAGAGGGCAGUGAAAGGCUGAGACUGGCCGAGUGUAACUUUGAGUUCAACAAAGAUCCUGCCAAAUUAUUACCACAUACUGUGUCCACACUGGCUUGGAUACUUCAGAGUUCAAAACAAGAGCUACAGGCAGAGACGGAAGAGGAAGCGAGACACCCCACUCUGUUUUUUUCUGGUUCAAUGAACUAAGUAGACCAGACCCAGCUGCUAUUUCAUUCACACCCAGUUAAGUAGACCGGAACUAAUUGUUUUAUUUUAUUUAGUAAACGGCCUAAGCAAAGACACUACAGUUUGAAACUCUGUGGUGGUUUAGAAACUCUGUGGCCUGUGUGAACUAUCUUAAUUUAUCCACCAUCUUUGCUACAGGGAGCCGGAGAGGGAGGAACUGACAAAGCGAGCGAGAGAGUUAAAGAGAGAGUGGCAGACGGGACAGCAGGGGAGGACAGCAACAGAUUAGGGCGCCAAAUAAGGCAAAGAGAGUAUCCAGACACAAAGGAGGGGAAAUGGAAGAGAACAUGUUGUGAAAUGCACCAUGAGGCUCUGCUAGGCUCAGGCUGAGAGCAGUGCAGUGUCGGGUGUGUGGCUGGAGGAUCGAUGUGGUCAGUGGGACAGACUGUUGACUGGCAGGGUUACCUCACCGCGGAGUGCCGUGGUUGGGUGUGAAAGGGGCAGGGCUCUGGGGACAACAUGGCACGCUAUUUGCUCUGCUGGGGGGGCGGGGCUUUGGAAGACGGGUACCUGUAUGCCCCCUACCCAGCCAUUUACCGGUGAGUUCCCCACUGUACUAUACCUACCUCCAUCUGCCUGUCCUGCUUUCUGUCUGUUUGUCAGAGGUGUGUGGAUCUUAACAGUGUUAUGGACAGCAGAGGUUGACUUUAUCAUGUGCUUUUUACAUUGUUAUGAAUGGUCUAAUGUUAUGAAAUGUUUAAGUGUGAGCUGAUUAUCUGUGUUGCUGUGACUCUUAGCUGGCUGGACAGUGUUAUACAGUGUCUGGUAAGAAAUGGGUGCUGUACAUUACAUUGAUGUACAGGGUGAGCGUGACAGUGUGUGUUCAGAGAAACUAUGUGGCACCUCAUGGUGUUAUUAAUAGAGUGAUUAAUACCUGUUGGCUCUAGUCCUUACGACAGAGGCUCACCUACAGUGUUCUCAGAUCAGCAGCCUUGGCUUCACCUAGGAGGGGGGAGUUAUUCAGUUACUAUAAUAACCUACAACCAAAGAAGGUUGACUGUUCUCAUGAUGCAGCACAACCAGUUUAUGAAACUGCUGUUUUGGGGACAUAAGAUGUUGGCUUGCGAUAGAGCCAAUUUGUAUAACUUUACAACCAACUUUACAAUCAACUGUAAAGUUAAGGACAUAACCUGGUGUUAAUAUAAAGGCUCAAGGCUGUGGUCUGGUUUAAAUGUUGAGACUUUUCUAUAGAGCUCUGUCUCUCCAUGGACGCUGUUGAAUGAAAUGUCCGCCGGCCACUCCUGCUAUCGUCCCUGAAAAGAACACUGGCUUCCUCGCCACACCCUGGAAAAUAAGUCUGGGAGUCUUUCUCUCUCUCUCCCUUUCUGUGGAGGAGUGGAUCAUAAACACAUUGUUUUAAGAAUAAACAAACUCAGCCCCCUGCUACUUAUCUCCCCACCCGCCUCCUUUGUGGUGGACCAUUCUGUCAGAGGGGGUGACCCAAAGGGCCGGUGGAAUAAACCAAACACAACCAAUAAAUAGGGGUGUUCUUUAUCCUGAGAUGGGUUGCUACCUUGCUGUGGAGGUUUGAAAGGAGUCAUGCGUUUGAGGAGGAACUCUCUUGGCGAAAAGCAAGGUGGACCACUAACCAAAGGACCACGCUGUUCAUUUGGUAGGGCAGAUUACUUCAUCUUAUCUCGAUGGGGAUUCACCCACUGUAAAUGCAUGGGCAUUUCUGCGAUGAAUGGACUCUCUACCAUGUUGUUGUAGGAAGGAUUUGCUGACAGUUCCAUCCACGCUCUUAAAGGGGCUCUCCGAUUAUUUUCUCAAAUGUCUGCAGAGACAUAAGUCUAACUUUAGUCAAUUUGCUUUGUGACUAUUGUGGGUAUAGUUUGUAGAUGUGAAUGGAAAUGUUUAUCCUUUGAAACAACUCUCUUUUUUAUAGAUAAUUAAUUGACAUUAUGGUGAUUUAUCCUUUCCAUACAUGACUCAUAUCAUUGCAUACAUAUUUUCCACUAGGAAAUAGCUUAUUACUAAAGCACUGUGCAUGGACUUUUUUCUAGAAAUUCUCCAGCACAUUUACAUGUCCUUGACUUGGUGCUGCGUUACCGCUUGCCGUGUGGUAGCAGAGAGAACAGUCUAUGAUUUGGGUGCUGGAGUCUUUGACAAUUUUGUGGGCCUUCCUCUGACACCGCUUAGUAUAUAGGUCCUGGAUGUCAGGAAGUUUGGCCCCAGUGAUGUACUGGGCCGUACGCACUACCCUCUGUAGUGCCUUGCGGUCGGAGGCCGAGCAGUUGCCAUACCAGGCGGUGAUGCAACCAGUCAUGAUGCUCUUGAUGGUGCAGCUGUAUAACUUUUUGAGGAUCUGGGGACCCAUGCCAAAUCUUUUCAGUCUCCUGAGGAGGAAAAGGUGUUGUGCCCUCUUCACAACUGUCUUGGUGUGUUUGGACCAUGAUAGUUUGUUGGUGAUGUGGACACCAAGGAACUUGAAACUCUCGACCCGCUGCAGUUCAGCCCCAUCUAUGUUAAUAGGGGCUAGUUCGGCCCUCCUUUUCCUAUAGUCCACAAUCAGCUCCUUUGUCUUGCUCACAUUGAGGGAGAGGUUGUUGUCCUGGCACCACACUGCCAGGUCUCUGACCUCCUCCCUAUAGGGUGUCUCAUCGUUGUUGGUGAUCAGGCCUACCACUGUUGUGUCGUCGGCAAACUUAAUGAUGGUGUUGGAGUCGUAAUUGGCCACGCAGUCGUGGGUGGACAGGGAGUACAGGAGGGGACUAAGCACGCACCCCUGAGGGGCCCCAGUGUUGCGGAUCAGCGUGGCAGAUGUGUUGUUGCCUACCCUUACCACCUGGGGGCGGCCCGUCAGGAAGUCCAGGAUCCAGUUGCAGAGGGAGGUGUUUAGUCCCAGGGUCCGUAGCUUGGUGAUGAGCUUUGUGGGCAGGUUACCUUUGCUUUCUUGGGCACAGGGACUAUGGUGGUCUGUUUGAAACAUGUAGGUAUUACAGACUCUGUAAGGGAGAGGUUGAAAAUGUCAGUGAAGACACUUGCCAGUUGGUCUGCGCAUGCUUUGAGUACACGUCCUGGUAAUCCGUCUGGCCCCGCGGCUUUGUGAAUGUUGACCUUUUUUAAGGGCUUGCUCACAUCGGCUACGGAGAGCGUGAUCACACAGUCGUCCAGAACAGCUGGUGCUCUCAUGCAUGCUUCAGUGUUGCUUGCCUCGAAGCGAGCAUAAAAGGCAUUUAGCUCGUCUGGUAGGCUCGCGUCACUGGGCAGCUCGCGGCUGGGUUUCCCUUUGUAGUCCGUAAUAGUUUUCAAGCCCGGCCACAUCCGACAAGCGUCAGAGCCGGUGUAGUAGGAUUCAAUCUUAGUCCUGUAUUGACGCUUUGCCUGUUUGAUGGUUCGUCUGAUGGCAUAGCAGGAUUUCUUAUAAGCGUCUGGAUUAGUGUCCCGCUCCUUGAAAGCGGCAGCUCUAGUCUUUUAGCUCGGUGCGGAUGUUGCCUGUAAUCCAUGGCUUCUGGUUGGGAUAUGUACGUACUCUGCUGCUAUUAAUAAGAGCCUGAAGGUGGAGGGGCUGUAAAUAAACAAGUUCAGUUGCGUGUUAUGAGUGCAAGAAAUGUGGAGCAAUGGAGAAGAUAUACGGUUGUUUCCCUUGGAGACAAUGGAUUUAAAACAGAGUUAAUCUCUGUGUACUGCAUGUUAAAAUAGAUGGAAGUUGAAAGGCUUGUAUGGUUAUAAUACAGCUGCACAGUUGGAGCAGUGGUUCUGUUACAACUGGCUAUAUUCUGCCAAGUAUGGAAGGGCUGUGUGCCCUCUUCCCAUGACAAUAACCUUGGCACCUGCUAGUGAUCUGAUCUAAAUAUGGCACCUGCCAGUGCCAAUCAUCUUCUUUACUAUGUGCCAAGACAGUUUGGCACCGACAGUUUUAUUAUUAUUAUACAGUUUGGCAAAACGUAAUACAGUUGAAUUCUAAACAGACCCAAACCUGUCCGGUAUAAUCGAUUUGUUACCUAGCUACCUGUUUUAAUAGGGCUAUAACAGCCUCAUGUGAGUCAUCCCUCCUCUCCUGGUGUCGUCUGUCAGGGAGAAGCCAGGCCACCGGGCUCCAGACCCGUUCCCACAGCAAGACUUGGGCGAGCACUUGGCCCUGGGCAGCACCGAGGCCCUGGCCAACGGCAGCAAGGCUGACCUGCAGGCCGCCAAGCGCCUGGCCAAACGCCUCUUCAACCUGGAUGGCUUCAGGAAGUCUGACGUGGCCAGGCACCUCAGCAAGAAGUGAGUUUACUGGAACACUACAUUUAGGAUAGAUACCUGUUCGUCUGUGUGUGUGUGUGUGUGUGUGUGUGUGCGUGAGCGCUCAAAUCAAAUUCUAUUGGUCACAUACACAUAUUUAGCAGAUCUUAUUUCGGGUGUAGUGAAAUGCUUGUGUUCUAAAAGUAAAAUAAUGGAAUUAAGAAAUAUAUACAGUUGAAGUCGGAAGUUUACAUACACCUUAGCCAAAUACAUUUGAACUCAGUUUUCACAAUUCCUGAUAUUUAAUCCUAGUAGAAAUGUCCUGUCUUAGGUCAGUUAGGAUCACCACUUUAUUUUAAGAAUGUGAAAUGUCAGAAUAAUAGUAGAGAGAAUGAUUGAUUUAUUUUAGCUUUUAUUUCUUUCAUCACAUUCCUAGUGGGUCAGAAGUUUACAUACACUCAAUUAGUAUUUGGUAGCAUUGCCUUUAAAUUGUUUAACUUGGGUCAAAUGUUUCGGGUAGCCUUCCAGAAGCUUCCCACAAUAAGUUGGGUGAAUUUUGGCCCAUUCCUCCUGACAGAGCUGGUGUAACUGAGUCAGGUUUGUAUUCCUCCUUGCUCGCACACGCUUUUUCAGUUCUGCCCACACAUUUUCUAUAGGAUUGAGGUCAGGGCUUUGUGAUGGCCACUCCAAUACCUUGACUUUGUUGUCCUUAAGCCAUUUUGCCACAACUUUGGAAGUAUGCUUGGGGUCAUUGUCCAUUUGAAAGAUCCAUUUGCGACCAAGCUUUAACUUCCUGACUGAUGUCUCGAGACGUUGCUUCAAUAUAUCCACAUAAUGUUCCUUCCUCAUGAUGCCAUCUAUUUUGCGAAGUGCACCAGUCCCUCCUGCAGCAAAGCACCCCCACAGCAUGAUGCUGCCACCCCCGUGCUUCAUGGUUGGGAAGGUGUUUUUGGCUUGCAAGGUCCCCCAUUUUCCUCCAAACAUAACGAUGGUUAUUAUGGUCAAACAGUUCUCUUUUUGUUUAAUCAGACUAGAGGACAUUUCUCCAAAAGGUAUGAUCUUGCAAACCGUAGUCUGGCUUUUUUAUGGCGGUUUUGGAGCUGUGGCUUCUUCCUUGCUGAGCGGCCUUUCAGGUUAUGGCGAUAUAGGACUAAUUUUACUGUGGAUAUAGAUACUUCUGUAACUGUUUCAUCCAGCAUCUUCACAAGGUCCUUUGCUGUUGUUCUGGGAUUGAUUUGCACUUUUCGCACCAAAGUACGUUCAUCUCUAGGAGACAGAACGCGUCUCCUUCCUGAGCGGGAUGACGGCUGCGUGGUCCCAUGGUGUUUAUACUUGCGUACUUUUGUUUGUACAGAUGAACGUGGUACCAUCAGGCGUUUGGAAAUUGCUCCCAAGGAUGAACCAGAGUUGUGGAGGUCUACAGUUUUUUUCUGAGGUCUAGGCUGAUUUCUUUUGAUUUUCCCAUGAUGUCAAGCAAAGAGGCACUGAGUUUGAAGGUAGGCCUUCAAAUACAUCCACAGGUACACCUCCAAUUGACUCAAAUUAUGUCAAUUAGCCUAUCAGAAGCUUCUAAAGCCAUGACAUCAUUUUCAGAAAAGUUUGUUAACAAGAAAUUUGUGGAGUGGUUGAAAAACAAGUUUUAAUGACUCCAACCUAAGUGUAUGUAAACUUCCGACUUCAACUGUAAAUAUUAGGGCAAGCAAUGUCGGAGUGGCAUUGACUAAAAUACAGUAGAAUAGAAUACAGUAUAUACAUAUGAGAUGAGUUAAAGCAGUAUGUAAACAUUAUUAAAGUGACUAGUGUUCCAUUAUUAAAGUGGCCAGUGAUUACAUGUCUAUGUACAGUGAGGGAAAAAAGUAUUUGAUCCCCUGCUGAUUUUGUACGUUUGCCCACUGACAAAGAAAUGAUCAGUCUAUAAUUUUAAUGGUAGGUUUAUUUGAAAAGUGAGAGACAGAAUAACAACAAAAAAAUCCAGAAAAACGCAUGUCAAAAAUUUUAUAAAUUGAUUUGCAUUUUAAUGAGGGAAAUAAGUAUUUGACCCCUCUGCAAAACAUGAUUUAGUACUUGGUGGCAAAACCCUUGUUGGCAAUCACAGAGGUCAGGCGUUUCUUGUAGUUGGCCACCAGGUUUGCACACAUCUCAGGAGGGAUUUUGUCCCACUUCUCUUGCAGAUCUUCUCCAAGUUAUUAAGGUUUCGAGGCUGACGUUUGGCAACUCGAACCUUCAGCUCCCUCCACAGAUUUUCUAUGGGAUUAAGGUCUGGAGACUGGCUAGGCCACUCUAGGACCUUAAUGUGCUUCUUCUUGAGCCACUCCUUUGUUGCCUUGGCCGUGUGUUUUGGGUCAUUGUCAUGCUGGAAUACCCAUCCACGACCCAUUUUCAAUGCCCUGGCUGAGGGAAGGAGGUUCUCACCCAAGAUUUGACAGUACAUGGCCCGUCCAUCGUCCCUUUGAUGAGGUGAAGUUGUCCUGUCCCCUUAGCAGAAAAACACCCCCAAAGCAUAAUGUUUCCACCUCCAUGUUUGACGGUGGGGAUGGUGUUCUUGGGGUCAUAGGCAGCAUUCCUCCUCCUCCAAACACGCCGAGUUGAGUUGAUGCCUAAGAGCUCCAUUUUGGUCUCAUCUGACCACAACACAUUCAACCAGUUCUCCUCUGAAUCAUUCAGAUGUUCAUUGGCAAACUUCAGACAGGCAUGUAUAUGUGCUUUCUUGAGCAGGGGGACCUUGCGGGCGCUGCAGGAUUUCAGUGUUUCACGGCGUAGUGUGUUACCAAUUGUUUUCUUGGUGACUAUGUUCCCAGCUGCCUUGAGAUCAUUGACAAGAUCCUCCCGUGUAGUUCUGGGCUGAUUCCUCACCAUUCUCAUGAUCAUUGCAACUCCACGAGGUGAGAUCUUGCAUGGAGCCCCAGGCCGAGGGAGAUUGACAGUUAUUUUGUGUUUCUUCCAUUUGCGAAUAAUCGCACCAACUGUUGUCACCUUCUCACCAAGCUGCUUGACGAUGGUCUUGUAGCCCAUUCCAGCCUUGUGUAGGUCUACAAUCUUGUCCCUGACAUCCUUGGAGAGCUCUUUGGUCUUGGCCAUGGUGGAGAGUUUGGAAUCUGAUUGAUUGAUUGCUUCUGUGGACAGGUGUCUUUUAUACAGGUAACAAACUGAGAUUAGGAGCACUCCCUUUAAGAGUGUGCUCCUAAUCUCAGCUCGUUACCUGUAUAAAAGACACCAGGGAGCCAGAAAUCUUUCUGAUUGAGAGGGGGUAAAAUACUUAUUUCCCUCAUUAAAAUGCAAAUCAAUUUAUAACAUUUUUGACAUGCGUUUCUCUGGAUUUUUUUGUUUUUAUUCUGUCUCUCACUGUUCAAAUAAACCUACCAUUAAAAUUAUAUACUGAUCAUUUAUUUGUCAGUGGGCAAACGUACAAAAUCAGCAGGGGAUCAAAUACUUUUUUCCCUCGCUGUAUAUAGGGCAGCAGCCUCUAAGGUGCAGGGUUGUGUAACCAGGUGGUAGCCAGCUAGUGAUGGCUAUUUAACAGUCUGAUGGCCUUGAGAUAUAAGAUAUUUUUCAGUCUCUCGGUCCCAGCUUUGAUGCACCUGUACUGACCUCGCCUUCUGGAUGAUACUGGGGUGAACAGGCCAUGGCUCGGGUGGUUGGUGUCCUUGAUGAUCUUUUUGGCCUUCCUGUGACAUUGAGUGCUGUAGGUGUCCUGGAGGGCAGUGUGCCCCCGGUGAUGCGUUGGGCAGACAGCACCACCCUCUGGAGAGCCCUGCGGUUGCGGGCGGUGCAGUUGCCGUACCAGGCGGUGAUACAGCCCGACAGUAUGCUCUCAAUUGUGCAUCUGUAAAAUUUUGUGAGGGUCUUAGGGGCCAAGCCAAAUUUCUUCAGCCACCUGAGGUCGAACACCACACUGUCUGUGUGGGUAGACCAUUUAAGAUUGUACUUUUUAAAUAGUUUUUUGUGGUAUUUGUACUUUACUAUUUAUAUAUUUUUUUACAACUUUUACUUUUACGUCACUACAUUCCUAAAGAAAAUAAUGUACUUUUUACUCCAUACAUUUCCCUUGACACCAAUGUUCCAGGGCAGCUCCCCAUGGACUGCCGCUUGAAGAAAAAUCAGCCUGCACAAGUUUGAACUUCACUCAACUUUCUAGAGUUUUCCCUGUUAGUUAACACUCCUCGGAGUAGGAUUCUAUUGCGACUCAUGCCCAUAUUCUACACACCGGUGCGCCAUAACCAAUCAGAGCUGCAGUAGGCCUAUAUGCAAAUUACCAUUGCCAUAUAUGGAUUUGUGCCAUUCACUUUGAACUGGACUGUUUUACAGCAUGAGGUUGUGAUUAGUAUGUGCUUGUUUUGAGAUCAAAGCCAGAGCUGCAUGUAGCCACGUUAACAUUUGUUUAUAUUUUUGGCUAGUUAGUGAGUUAUUAGCCCAGUUAUAGCUAAUUUGUAGUCAACAAUGUGGGAGUGAUUGCUUCCUACAAGAGCACAAAACAUGUACAUUUCUAGCCAUCUUUGAAAAGCGAGUCAAGUAAAGAGCUUUUUUUUAUGUCUUAAAGGGGCAGUGUUGUAUUUUGAGACCGGCUUGGAUAACUUAAGUAGCCAAUAGGCAGACGGUAGCAUAACUUGUCUGAUUCUCUGUAAUAAUGGUAUGAGAAUAAUAAUGCAUUUUAUUUUGUAAAGUGGUUUCUUGCAUCAAACAACACAACAAAAUGUUCAGUCACCUCCUUGUCUGAAGGACAAGUGGAUAAACAGGUUAAUGUCAAGCCCUGCAUGUUUUUUUCAAAAAUCUCAUAUAGGCCUACAUUGAACACCACACAUUGGCUGCUACUGUAGGCUGAAUGAUAGAACCACUAUUUCCAUGUUAAAAUGUUAUGUGAUACAUUUUCUCCAUUGUUUUUUAUGGUAGGCCACUCUGGUAGGCCUACAUUAUGAUCAAAAAGCCACAGUAGCCUACUUGGCCACAGUUAAACAGUAAAUUAAAGCAGGUACAGCCUCAGUGUUCACAGUAAACACGCCAGAAGUUGCACAGAAAUUUCACAAGGUUCAGGUUUGUGCUCAGUAGACCUGAAAUUUGCUCAGGGCUGAAAAAUAUUAGAGGGAACAUUGCUUGACACCCAAAACUACUCGUUACAUUUUGACUGCUUAGCAGGACAGAAAAUGUGUCCAAUUCACACACUUACCAAGAGAACAACCCUGGUCCUCUCUACUGCCUCUGAUAUGGCCGACUCACUAAACACAAAUGCAUCAUUUGUUAAUUGUUGGAGUGUCCCCCUGGAAAAUUGUGCCGCCUGGUUUGCUUAAUAUACAGUACCAGUCAAAAGUUUGGAGACACCUACUCAUUCAAGGGUUUUUCUUUAUUUUUACUAUUUUCUACAUUGUAUAAUAAUAGUGAAGACAUCAAAACUAUGAAAUAACACAUAUGGAUAGUAACCAAAAAAGUGUUAAACAAACAAAUAAAAAUAUAUUUUAAAUUUGAGAUUCUUCAAAAAGCCAGCCUUUGCCUUGAUGACAGCUUUUCACACUCUUGGCAUUCUCUCAACCAGCUUCACCUGGAAUGCUUUUCCAAUAGUCUUGAAGGAGUUCCCACAUAUGCUGAGCACCUGUUGGCUGCUUUUAUUUCACUCUGCCGUCUGACUCAUCCAAAACCAUCUCAAUUGGGUUGAGGUCGGGGGAAUGUGGAGGCCAGGUCAUCUGAUGCAGCACUCCAUCACUCUCCUUCUUGGUAAAAUAGCCCUUACACAGCCUGGAGGUGUGUUGGGUCAUUGUCCUGUUGAAAAACAAAUGAUAGUCCCACUAAAGCCAAACCAGAUGGGAUGGCGUAUCGCUGCAGAAUGCUGUGGUAGCCAUGCUGGUUAAGUGUGCCUUGAAUUCUAAAUAAAUCUCACAGUGUCACCAGCAAAUCACCCCGACACCAUAACACCUCCUCCUCCAUGCUUUACGGUGGGAAAUAAACAUGCAAAGAUCAUCUUUUCACCCACACCGCGUCUCACAAAGCCACGGCAGUUGGAACCAAAAAUCUCCAAUUUAGACAAAUUUCCACCGGUCUAAUGUCCAUUGCUCGUGUUUCUUGGCCCAAUCAGGUCUCUUAUUAUUAUUAUUGGUGUCCUUUAGUAGUGGUUUCUUUGCAGCAAUUCGACCAUGAAGGCCUGAUUCACACAGUCCCCUCUGAACAGUUGAUGUUGAGAUGUGUCUGUGACUUGAACACUGUGAAGCAUUUAUUUGGGCUGCAAUUUCUGAGGCUCUAAUGAACUUAUCCUCUGCAGCAGAGGUAACUCUGGGUCUUCUAUUCCUGUGGCGGUCCUCAUGAGAGCCAGUUUCAUCAUAGCGCUUGAUGGUUUUUGCGACUGCACUUGAAGAAACUUUCAAAGUUCUUGAAAUAUUCCGUAUUGACUGACCUUCAUGUCUUAAAGUAAUGGAUGGACUGUCGUUUCUCUUUGCUUAUUUGAGCUGUUCUUGCCAUAAUAUGGACAUGGUAUUUUACCAAAUAGGGCUAUCUUCUGUAUACCACCCCCCCAACACAACUGAUUGGCUCAAAUGCAUUAAGAAGGAUAUAAAUUCAACAAAUUAACUUUUAAGAAGGCACACCUGUUAAUUUAAAUGCAUUCCAGGUUACCUCAUGAAGCUGGUUGAGAGAAUGCCAAGAGUGUGCAAAGCUGUCAUCAAUGCAAAGGGUGGCUAUUUGAAGAAUCUCAAAUAUAAAAUAUAUUUUGAUUUCUUUUACACUUUUCUGGUUACUACAUGAUUCCAUAUGUGUUAUUUCAGAGUUUUGAUGUCUUCACUAUUAUUAUACAAUGUAAAAAUAAAGAAAAACCCUUGAAUUAGUUGGUGUGUCCAAACUUUUCACUGGUAGUGUAAGUAAUUAGAAAAUAUUUAUACUUUUACUUUUGAUACAUAAAUAUAUUUGAGCAAUUACAUUUACUUUUGAUACUUAAGUAUAUUUUAAACCAAAUACUUUUAGACUUUUACUCAAUUAGUAUUUUACUAGGUGACUUUGACUUGAGUCAUUUUCUAUUAAGGUAUCUUUACUUUUACUCAAGUAUGACAAUUGGAUACUUUUUCCACCACUGUGUGUGCGUAUAUGCGUGUUCUCGUAUAUGUGUUGCUUAAUACAAUAGAUAAUUACAGUAAAAGACUGUUUUGAUAUCUUUGGUUUGACUGGUCUAAUUGUCUGUAUUUUGUCAUUCUGCAGUAAUGAGUUUAGUCGGAUGGUGGCAGAGGAAUAUCUCAGUUACUUCAACUUCUCAGGCCUUACUAUUGACCAGGCACUACGGUGAGAUCUCUUUCAGUGGAAAUUGUCAAAAUAUGUACCAUAAUGUCCAAGUUAUUUUUUUGAAUGAAUGGUGAACACUCACAAUGCUGUAUGUCUUCCACAGAGCCUUCCUGAGGGAGUUUGCCCUCAUUGGAGAGACACAAGAGAGAGAGCGGGUGCUGGCCCACUUCUCUAGGAGAUAUCUACAAUGCAACCCCAAUGCAAUACCUUCUGAAGGUAAGAAGUGGUUACAGUUUAAGGCUUUUUAACAAAGAGACAUAUUACCGAUAUAUGCCACUGUGGGGCACUCUUAUGCUGAUAUUGCACUAGAACUCACUGAAACAUCUCUCUCUCUCUCUCUCUCUCUCCUCUCUCUCUCUCUCUCUCUCUCUCUAGGAAGGAUAUAUAGAGAUGAGAGUGGACGAUAGAAGAGAGAGAGAUCUAUAGAGAGCUAUAUAGACUUAGAGGCUCAGUAUAGAGCGUUCUCCAAUAUAUCUCUCAUACUCAUCUGCUCUAUCAUCUCUCUCUUCUCAGAUCUCUUCCAUCUUCUCUCUCGUCUUCUCAUCUCUCUCCUGUGCUCCUCUCUCUCAGGCCCUGCAUCCUUCUGCUCUCUCUCUCUCGGUCUUCAAACGCUCUUCUGAUCCUCAGGGGCUUCCUGCGUGUCGAAUCGCUCUACUCUUUCCUCCUGAAUAGCGUGCCACACGACCUGCAUGGCCAACUGCAGUCAUCUGUGGGUGAAGAUGGGGCCAGGAUGGCCUGGAGGCACAUGUUGAAUGUGGGUAACGACUGGCAAGUUCUCUGGUAAAAAUAGACCAUUGGCCGGGGGAAAAAAGCUUAUAAUACAUAACAUUCCCUAUAACAUUAAUACAGACCUAAUUGUUCUUCGAGGGGUCCUUAGCAGACAGUGUGAGUAAAGGUGCUUAUUUCUCUCUUCAAUUGGAAAGAGAUGUUCCUGUUUAUCAACCAAGGUAACAUAAGGACCUGUGCCACUGUUGAAUUAUUUCAAAAACAGACCUAUAUAGUAAUGUGGUUGAAGCACCAGACGUGCGCACAGUGGGAAUUGGUUUUGAACCAUUAACCACAGGGAAUCUCUUGAUAAAGAUAGCCGGUUCAUGAACAGGAGAAACGUCUUGGCCCUAGGUUUGUUUAAACAGAAUAACUUAUCCAUACUUGAAAUACAGCCUAAAGUUGUUUUUCGAGGGGUCCUUGAACAGGUGGUUAAAGGUUGUUUUUACCCUUUCAGAAUUAAAGAAGUGUCCAUUUUCAUGGGAAAUGGGGGCUCGCAUAAGGUAUUUUCCUGUUGUAGUGGAAGGGGUUUCUGUCUUUAAAAAAUAAGGAUAUUAAUGUGGUUUUGAACCACCUGCCAGUGGGCUUGGUUGCUAACAGAAACCAUGAUUGUUAUACCCAUGAGGUCAGGUAGCGUUAGAAGAUUUUUUCUCCCACUUUCCCCUCCUUUGCCCUUCACUCUCUUAGUCCCUGAUUUCAAGCCGUCAUCGUAUGAAGAGCAUGCAAGCUCAAACUAACUCCCCUCUGGUGUCCUUUACUCCCUCCGCAUUAUGUAUUUUCUUCUUCUUACUGAAAUUCGCUUUAAAAAUGAAAUGGUAGAACACCAUCUGAGCUGUUGUAUCUUCCCUCAUUCUCCAGUUUCAUUCAAGGAGGAGGUAUUAUUCUUUCUCUCCUCCAUUCACUCUCUCUCCAUCUCCUCUCACUCUCGACUCUCCUCUCUCGUCCUCCUCAUUGACGUCUUCCUCUCUUCUCCCGUCAUUCUCGUCUCUCUCUCUUUCACUCUCUCUCUCUCUUCCAUCGAACGGUGGACUUUCUCAGGACUCAUCGUCCGUAACUGAGUGGAGGGAAAGUGCCGAGGGAAAGGCGGAGGCGAGUCAGGAAGCCGUGACCCCCGAGGGAGAGGGCGAGGACGAGUCGAGAGAGAGCGCGGGAAGAGAUGGAGAGGAGACGACAGGAAAGAGGGAGAUACAAGGGAGAAGAAGAGAGUCCAGACGCUCUGAUCUCAGUUCGAUCAUCGCUCUCUCGAGAUCUCUCUCGUCUCUCUACUCUAUCUCUCUCUCUCUCUCUCUCUCCUCUCUCUCCCUCUGUCGUAUACCUCUGUUGCUCCUCUUACCUCUCUGUUCCACCUACCUCUGUGGGAGCUCAGCCCAGCUGCCCACAGAGAUGGUCAAACGUUGUUCCUCCUCAGACUCUCAGUUAACUUUUCAUAGCACAGCUGAGAUAUCACAAUGAUGAAAUAUUACGGGACGCUCUGCAAUCCACCUUUUGUUUGUCUCUUCUGCGUCACUAUCUUUCACGACCGACUGACCGAUUGACAUAUCCAUCUCUUCAUCAUACUGUAUCUUCAUCCAUCUGAUGUUUUUCAUCAUCCAUCCAUCCGUCUUUCAUCAUCCAUCUCUCCCUCUGUAAUGGAUUGUGCUGGUCUGUUAGGGGUAUUAAAGCAACACUCAGAGAGAUUGUCUAGGUCAACAGGUGUGUGUCUGUGUCUAUUGGUGCAGAGAGAGGAGGCUGGUACAGUACAGUAGUCAAUGGGGCAGGGCUCAUAUGGUAAAUGACUGGUGAUGGGUGAGAGGGAGGACAGGCCUCUCAGGAAAUGGGAAUUUGGCUGUCACAUGGUACCCCCUGCUGUGAUGAGCGUUUUGUCAUGACGUUAUCAGACAGGCGUUACAAAUCACUCUCUGUGUCUUUCUCACUCGCUGCUUCCUCCCUUUCUUUCUCUUUCUUUGACUCGCUCUCUUUCUUCCUCUCCAUAUUAUUCUCCAUAUCCUCUCUUUUCAUAACCUUGUUGUCAGUAUUUUGUGUACAGUAAUGUUAAUGUGUCUGUUGGGUGGUGAUUAUGCGGGUAAUGCUAAUGCGGACAGUGUGGUGUAUGAAAAUGUAUGCACUCACUACUGUAAGUCGCGCUGGAUAAGAGUGUCUGCUAAAUGACUAAAAUAAAAUAAUAAAGUGUACAUUUCCAUGUUUUUCUCUGGGUGCCAAGGGCAUAGUUCUCUGUUGCUGUGGUGCAUAUUAACACAACUCAUUACAGUGGAGAGGUUCACUUUGCUUCCCACAAGCAGCAUGUCACACUGUUCAGACCCGGAAUAUCCACUUCAAUGGGAUAGAUUGAUCAGAUUGAUUUAGAUAGACUGCCCUAAAAUAUAUAUGCCCAAUCCCAAAACAACCACUGCCCCUACCUUGUAUGCAGUUAUGUAGAUCUGAAAAGGUAGGCUAGGUAUAAGCAGUAUGGAAAUGGCUCCACCUUAACCUCUAGGCUAGGUAUCCAAUCCUAUCCAAUCCUUUCAAGUGCAUAGGGGGUCAAUUUGAGGCAGAGCAAUUGAACUCAGGCAAAAAAACAGUGUAAGGGUAAGAAGUAAAGCCCUGUCAACAUGAUGAAUUCCUUUGUAUUUUAGCCUCCAGUUGAAUGUAGCCAAAUCCAUCAGUGCUAUAAGCGCUAAGACACUGAUGGCUUUGCAAUGCUGAGAAAGAACAUUACUUCAGGUGCAGACUGUCUCAUGAGGGGGAAGAGACACACUACUCAAUAUGAUGUAUCAUGUAUAAUCAGGCUAUUACUUUUUGAGCAAUCAUUUUAGGAGCUCCUUCCAUUUUCUUAAUUGUAUUCCGCUGGAUUGGACUAGAAACAAACAGAUGAGUUGAAACAAACAGAUGAGUUGAAACAAGGUAAGAGCAAGGCCAGUCUUAACAAGAGGUAGAGGAACAGGUGCAGGAGAGUGGAUGGGUAAGGUCAGAGAGAGUAGUGCUGCUGAACACGGGCCUGAUAAAUGUCAAACAAAUUUUGGUAGAGCUGCUGAGUAAAUAAGCAGAACUAGUCAUCCUCUGAUAAGACCGCUGCUUCUUUUCAUUUUGGGCUGGAUGGAAUAGCACCUCUGUAUGAAUGUCAACCCCCCUACCAUCCCAGUGGACCGACCAGACUGUGAGAGAUCUCUAUCUGACAGGCUACCUUCCAGAGGAUUAUUCAGUGACCUGGAAAUGUUAGUUCUCAAUCAGGAGUUUAUGAUUAUUUUGGCGCGUGUGUGCGUGCGUGUGUGCGUGCGCAUUUCGCAGUGAGUUUCUGUUUAAUGGUUUUACAUUAUGUUCUAUACAUUCCUCAUCCCAUAGGUUAUCAUUUUCUGUCCUCUUUGUAUAGCCUACAUCUCAGCCCACAAAAUAGUUGCAUUAUCUGGAAGGCAGAUUUCUUCCAAAGACUAUUAAUUACUGUAUUAUAAAGGCACCAUUGUACAUCAUAAUUGUACCUGGACUGAGCAUUCCUUUCUUUUACACUGUUAGACUGGUGGAAAUGGAGUGUGAAAAAUACCUGCAUUUUAAGAAAACAGUGAUAUGGAGGCAAAUGAUUGACACUAAAAGGAGGGAGGGAUCUGAACAGAAACAUGAACCGGGAUUUGCUGCUCAGCCGGAGAGAAAUGCGCAUUGAGAGAGAGAGAGGGAGAGAUAUGGAAAAAGAGAGGGGAGGGAGAGAGUGAGGAGAGAGAGGGAGCUCUUGGUUCUCAUCAUUAGCUUUCUUUUGUCACUGUGAUUCAGUCUGUUUUUUCAUCUGCAGCACACAGGGAAAUAGAACAGCAGUUAUUGAAAAGAGGGAGAUGAAAGGAGUGCGAAGCACAGACGCAAUAUUCUCUCCCGACUCGCAUAUAGAGGGAUUUUCUGAGGGAAAUAGAGAUUGACGCAUACGGAGAAGAAAUAAGUGGAUGCGUGAGAACUAUUUACAAGUUUGAAGACGAACCAGUAAAGAGGAGAGGAUCUAGGAACGGACAGAACAAAGAGAGAGGGAGAGGGAGAGAGCGGGAGGGGACCUGUUCAGUCCCUCAUCAUCAAGGCACCAGCCUGUCAUUAUUAGAGAGCAACAGGAUAGUCCGAGUCUCCAACAUCUGUACUGCCUUGGAUACAGCAUCUGUAUUGUCAAGCCUUGGAUACAUGUUGUUAGUUCCAAUAGGACGUGAGGUGGCGUCAGUUUGAGCGUUCUCUUUGACAGCUUGCCUGCAAGUGAGUGGGUGGAAUUCUCUCCCUCCACCCGCUCUAUCUGGUUUGGUGUGUGUGUGAGUGUGUGUUGGGAGUGUGUGAGUGUGUGUUGGGAGUGUGUGUGCUGAUGUUUGUGCGGGUAAACUCAGUUGCUCGCUUGCUCACUGCUGUCUCAUGGUUGUUAUGGUCGUCUAGUCAUCCUUCGGCCUCGUUAACUGGGAUGUUGUUCACCUGUGUGUGUAUGUAAGUGCAUAGGUCUGUGUGUUUUGUGUGACUCUUGAGUAUCAUUAGUUGUUACGGAGUGUAUGGUGGAUCUGUAUGUAUGUACCAGCUCUUGAAUAGCAUAUUGGCAACUGCAUUACAUCCUUCCAGAAAGACCUCCACCUUCAUAGACUUGACACAGAAUGAUGCCACAGCAAGAGGCAGUUGCACACCACUGUUUCUCCAUACAUACAUAAUGAAUGCAUAUGGAUCCAUUAUGCAGGAACUGGAGUCCCAUCGGAGGGCUUGAGGCCCAUGUUAACCUAAUCAGUAGUUUCCUCAAUAGUCCAGUGAAGCGCUGUUCGUAAGACAGACCCCCGUUGUCAACCACCAGUGGCAAAGUGUCUGAGAGCCACCUCUCUCUCGCUCUCCUAUCUUUACCUUCAACUGAAUCUCUACGUUUUGGUGUUAAGCUUCGAAAGAGGCCAUAUACAGAAUCCGUGGAGAGAAAAGGGAUUAUCUCGCAUUAUCCAUCCCUCUACAAUCUCUUAUCCUCUGGACUCUGCUCCCAUUUGUGCAUUAUCAUGAUUGGUGUAAACAGCAUCCACUCUGAUGGGCGGAAUCGCUCCCGCUCUCUUUGCUCUGUGCGUGUUCGGCGGGACUUCCGGGUGA
Molecule: messenger RNA, 28162 nt
Organism: Coregonus sp. 'balchen'
Lineage: Eukaryota; Metazoa; Chordata; Actinopteri; Salmoniformes; Salmonidae
Source: the annotation of a GenBank genome assembly